AUGUCCAUGACCGAUCUUAUCCCCGCUGCCGACAUCUGCAAGGCCAUUGCAGCCUGCAAGGACACCUUCAACCACAAGAAGUUCUUUGCAGAGCUCGGACUGAAGAAACGGAGCAAGGAAGAGGUCACGAAGGUCUUCCAUAUCCUAGACGCGGACCGCAGUGGCUUCAUGGAGGAGGGCGAGGUCAAGUUAAUCUUGAAAGGUUUCUGCAAAGAUGGGCGGGCGCUGUCUGACAAGGAGACCAAGGACCUUCUACUUGCAGGAGACAAGGAUGGCGAUGGCAAGAUCGGUGUGGAGGAAUUCACAGCUCUGGUAGCAGAGUGCUAG
Molecule: messenger RNA, 327 nt
Organism: Ailuropoda melanoleuca (giant panda)
Lineage: Eukaryota; Metazoa; Chordata; Mammalia; Carnivora; Ursidae
Product: parvalbumin alpha-like
Exons: 1
Coding region: 1-327 (108 amino acids)
Cellular component (GO): cytoplasm
Molecular function (GO): calcium ion binding
Source: RefSeq, a predicted model, not a curated record